Molecule: messenger RNA, 1872 nt
Organism: Acanthaster planci (crown-of-thorns starfish)
Lineage: Eukaryota; Metazoa; Echinodermata; Asteroidea; Valvatida; Acanthasteridae
Product: protein CUSTOS-like
Biological process (GO): Wnt signaling pathway
Source: RefSeq, a predicted model, not a curated record
UUCCAGUUCAGUAUUAAAAUUAUUCUUAUCCAGUGUGCCCAGAACACAAUGAAAUGUUUAUUUUUUUCAAUUUUUUUCCCUAACAAGAUCAUUCCAAUGUAUUUUAGGCCUAAAAUGAAUGCUACAAAGUACAAUUUAUUAUGUCCUCGUACAUCAUGUCUGCGCCCACUGUGAUUGUUUUCGACAAAGUAACGUACAUGUACAUGUUCGUAAACCUGAAAUCAAAGCAUUAAAAACGGGCAAAUAUGACAGAAUCAAGCUCCAGCUCUGACGAAGAGGAAAAAGCUAAGCUUAAAUCUGCUGCAUGGCCAUGUUUUUCUCACAGAACCAUAUUGAAAGGGAGAAACCUUGAUACUGAACUGAAGCCAAAGAAGAAGAGUUUGAGAAUCCUGGAGGAUUUUAAAGAUCAGGGAGAUUACAGAAAUGUGGAUGCAACAGCAGAGCAGAAAGCGUUUAUUGCCAAGAAGCUAACUUCAUGGCUUGACAGUUCGAUCUCAGUUGUUGAUGGACAGACAUCACAAAGCCUGACUUCAGUAGCUAUGGUAGAUGAUUCUGAUACGUUGUUGGAUUCAGAUGACUUCCAGCUCUUCUCAACCUCCGAGCCGGGACCCCCAGUGGAGGCAGCCCAGCCUGAGAGGAGGAAACAGCGCCCUCUACAGAGCAGCAGCGACAGUGACUCUGAUGGAGAAAGAGCAAAACUGUCAUCAGCUGCCGUCUCUUAUGAUCAAAUCCUGCAGAGCAGCCAGCUGCCAGCACCUCAAGACCAACAGGUGACCUCUAACCUUUCACCUACUAACAACCAUUCAACUCUGACCUCUGCCAAAUCCUCAAUGUCAAUCCCUCGCAACCCACCAUGUGAUGUAGAGUCUAAAAAGCGGAAGAGACUUCGAGAAAGUGACGGGGAAAAAUCUGAAGUGCAGGAUCGUUGCCGUGGUGACAAGAAGAAAAAGAAGAAAAGGAAAAAGAGGACUACAGUUGGUGAUGGCAAGAAUUUGGAAACUUUGAAUAAAUCCCACUUGCCAGAGGGAAACAAAACCUGCCAAACGGGAGCACAGAGUUUUGUUAAAGAACAACCGAAAGAUUCCAUGAGCGGAAAUGGAUUACCAUCUGAUCAAUCUGAAGAGAAAAGAAAGAGGAAAAAAAAGAAGAAGAAGCUUGGAGAUGGCCCGAAGGCUCAUCAGACAUUGCACACAAGUCAUUCUGAAAUGUCCUCCAGGUGACAGUACAAGUUGUCAAGUAGUUUUCUGUGACUGAGAAACAUGGCACGUUCACUCCCGGGUCAUGUCUAGGAAGACAACAACUGUGAUUUCAUUUGCUAUUUGUAAAGAUUGGUCGAAUUUACUCAUUUUGAAAUUUUGUUUUUAUCCCACUAAACCUGCUGUCGCUUUUACAUUUCAAGCAGUGAAGAUGGGCAACACUUAAGAAGAAAAAUGAACAAUGUCCACACUCUUUAAGGUUUUUCAUCACACUUUUAAUUUCAAGGGAAAUGCUUAGCUCAAUAAAUAUAUGUACAGAAAACAAAACAACAUUUGCAUAAACAAUUUUGAUUUUUUUUUACAUUGAAUAAUAAACCAGAGGUACAUAUUGUCUUUUAUAAAAUAAGCAUAUAGAAAUCACAGGUAAUUUUCACAAAAAAAUAAGAAUCACAAUAAAUUAUACCUUUGGCAAAAUAUCAGAAGCAGUAUUUCAAUUUUGUAACAAAGCAAUUAUUUAUUCAAAUUAUACAACUUUGUGGCUAAACUUAUUAUUUGAAUUACAGAUCAGUGAAAUCAAUUUUGCAAUGAAUUCCCCCUUAGGUAGUCUUUAGAUAGGUCCAACCUCAUGAAGGUUUCGAGUAGAAGAUUUUGCUUUAUAGCAGAAUUAAUUAGGAAG